UGGCUUCAUAUAGAUGUUAAAAAGCAUGGGGGACAGAACCAAUCCCUGCGGGACUCCACAAUAGAGAGUCCAGGGUAUCGAGCAGUGCUCCGCAAGCCCUACCUUCUGGAGACGGUCCACCAAGUAGGAGCGGAGCCACUGCCAAGCAGUACCCCCGACUCCCAACUCCGCGAGUCUCUCCAGAAGGAUACCAUGGUCGAUGGUAUCAAAAGCCGCUGAGAGAUCAAGGAGAAUCAACAGAGUUACACUCCCCCUGUCUCUCUCCCGACAUAGGUCAUCAUACAGGGCGACCAAGGCCGUUUCAGUGCCGAAACCGGGCCUAAACAGAGACGGUGUAAUUUUCCUGCGUCCAAUAUAUCUGUGGGUCAUAGGGCAAGCCUUAGACUUCAAGUCACCAAAGGCAGAAAUCGGAAAUCAUAGUCACUGUCCUGGCUCCCGCCAACAGCAUCAGAUGUGGAACUCUCGGCUCGGAUAUUGCCAAUGCCUUUAAUCCAUAUGAGGUUCAGCGCGGCUCUCCAGAACACCAUUUAACAAAAACCCUAAACCUUGAUCCUAUAUGACUCCUGUGGAAAUCAGCGGGAUUCAUAAACAAAUUCACAAGGGAGGAAAUGAUUUUGUACAUUUGAUUUUUUUUCUCCCUAAAGCGUGAUCUUAUCAUACGCAUGUUUACUAACACAUCAGUCCCUCUGCUAUCUACGGGGCUUGCUCCCAGAUAAUUGUACUUAGCGUCGCAGACAACUUCCAGCACCCGUCUCUCUUCCUCUCUCUCUCUGGCUGUGAUCAAAGGCUGGUUGGGGUAAUACGAUCAAGCAAUUGACAAGAGCAAUGACAAGGUCACGUGUCUAACAGCCACCAGCAUCGUCUCGUCCGCUCCUCCCUCGUAUUCAACCCACCGACCCACCCCCAUCAAGGUUCUCCCCUUUGUGGGCGGAAAAGAAGCCCAGCGCCCCUCCUGCCCGGCGCGCUGGCCGCCGGUGCUGUAACGCAAUAGAAGUGAAACAUUGCAGCGUGGCGACAGCUGCUGCUGCCAGCCUCUCCGGGUAUCCGGCUUCUAUCCUGCAGCGGGGACAGGUGCAGCAGGAUGCAAGAAAUUGACAAGAAUGAAACUUUGAAACAAGAAUGGGCUUGCAAACCAAGAACUAAUGACCAAAUGCAGAAUGGUGGAGGCAAGAAAGGUUGUGACCUUUUUGUUGAUGACCUUUUUGAAGAAGCUCAGAAGGUUGGAGCUGUAUGCAAGGAACAGCCUCAAAUAAAAAAUCGAGUUGAUACAACAAUUAAAUUGUGGAAAAAUGGAUUUACUGUGAAUGAUGGUGAACUCCGAAGCUACACAGAUGUUGCAAACCAGUGCUUCUUGGACUCUGUUAAAAAAGGGGAAUUGCCUCUUGAGUUACAGAAGAUUUGUGAUAAACAAGAGGUGGAUGUGAAGGUGGAUGAUAAGAAAGAUGAGGUGUAUGCAUUGAGGAAGUCGGUAUUUCAUCCUUUCUCUGGACAAGGAUAUAGACUGGGAAGUGCCACACCAAGAAUAAUUUGUAAAGGAAAAAGAGAUGUUGAAGAAAUGGAAAAGAUAAAACCAACAGUGGUACUAAAUCAUUCAGAACCCAUCACUAACAUCCAGAUCUGGCUAACAGAUGGAACAAGGAUAGUACAAAAAUUUAAUAUUUCUCAUAGAAUAAGUCAUGUCAGAGACUUCAUAACAAAUUACCAAGGACAUCAAGGAAGAAACCCCUUCAUGUUGACCACAUCACUUCCUUUUCGGGAGCUGCUGAACGAAUCUCUCACCUUGGAGGAAGCUAACUUAAAAAAUGCUGUUGUUGUUCAGAGACUUAAAAAAAAUAGUGAGCCUUUUCUGAAUUUGUCCUAGCAUUCUCUGUCAAGACUGCCUAAAAUAUGUUAUGAUAGAGCUGCAGCGGUGGAGUCUUGGAGAAGAGGCAGACAAUACCCACCUAACAGUUGCCCAGUGGGGUUUAUUUAACCAGGCUGGUCUGUAAAAUGGGGAUUAGUCAAAACCCAAAUUAAUAGCAAUAUCUGUGGUGUGGUGUGUAACAUCUGCAGUACUGGUCAGAAAGAGCAUAUAUCAUGUGCAGGACUCCACAAUCUCAUUUUGUGCCAUUAGGUCCAUACAUUAUGCUUAGUCUUAAAUAAUUUCUUUGAAACUGACCUCCACUGAUUUUGAUAGAACUUACUUCUGAAAAAAUGUACUUAAGAUUGUAGUGUUAGCUUGCAAGAUGGAACAGAGAAAUGGUUCUGCCUAUUGCAUUGUGAAAAGAGUUAAUUAAAAAGUUUAGCUUCAAGGAGAAGACUAGCCUUCGUCCUGUAAGUUUGCCACAGGUAGGGAAGCUUUGACAAGGGCACUUUCCCACAAACAAUAACGCAUGCAUUAUGAAAUGGUACAGUCUCAGUGAGAGGUUUGUACCAUGUCAUAACUGAAUUGCCUCACUGAAUAAAAUCAACAUGUUUUCACCUUGAAACUUGUUUUAAAUCAGAUAUAUUUGGCACCUACCUAUCUGCCCAGCAGCAUUUGCAUACCUGGCUUCCUGACGCUGAGCAUUGGUGCCACUUACAGAGGGAUGAAGCACGGGGAACUCAGCACAGUGUGGCAGUGCCAGUCCAACGCUCCUGCACCCACACUGCGCUGAACUCCUGGUGUCUCGCCCCUCCCCUUCUUAGUGAGUGGCAGUGACACUCAGCAUUGGGAAGCCAGAUGCACAACACCACGGUGCCCUGCAGUACCAAACCAUGUUGCUUUGUGGGAGUUGGAAUGCAGGCACUGCUGGAUUAGUCCCCCACUCUGGUGAAAAAUGAUUUAUUACACCUAAUGUUCUCUAGGUGCCAUAAAAACAUUAAGAAAACACAAUAGUCCCUGCCUGCAGGCUUGCACUCUAAUAGACAUGGUACCAUAGGGAAAAGGGAUAGGGAGAUAACGGGGAAAAGCAAAUUCAGGUGCUAAUAGUUCAUAGCUGUUUCAUGAUCCAGUGGAAUGGGUCAGAGGAAGAAGGAACCUUGUUAGUCCCAGCUAAACCUAUGGAGUGGGCCAUGAUGUCUCAUCUGUCCCUCUACAGUGCAGAUACAAUCGUGUGUGUAUGUUCCAAAACACAUACUGCAUCUGCAGGAAACAGAGGAGAGUUUAAAGGUGUUUCCAGUUUUUAGUCUGUCAUCUUUUUUUCUUUUUCUUUUGCAUUACCUCACCUAAAUUGGGAAGGGCGUAGCUCAGUGGUAGGGCAUCUGCUUUGCAUGCAAAAGGUCCCAGGUUCUAUCCCCAGCAUCGCCAGUUAGGACUGAAAGAGACUGCUAUCUGAUACCUUGAGAACUGCCAGGCCCUGUAGACAAUUCUGAGCUAGAUGGACCAAUGGUUUGACUUGGUAUAAAGCAGCUUCCUAUGUUCUUAAUCUCCAUUAAGAAAAAUAACACAGUUCUUAAUACAGUGAUUUUCUCUGCUGCUACAAUAAUGGGCAUUCUUGACUACUGAGAAAUCUCUUUGUCACAAGAUAGGGUCAAUUUGCAAACAAAUCUGGAUUCAAACUAAUUUUUCAAAAAUAAACACAUAACAUAAAAACAGACUUGCAGAUAACACAAGGGGAGCGACAUCAAAGAACUCAAAGACAUGUCUGAUUAGCAGAACGUAGGAUUUUGCAGAACCUAUAGUCUAGCUCUGUGAUACCAGUCACCCUACCACCAUUUUCUUUGUUCCAAAUUUAGAUAGAGCCAAGUUACGGAGCUAGGGUCAAAUUUUCUUUUUCCUCAGAAACGAGGUCUACUUUCCCUCCUAAUUCCCCAUUCUGCUCCUGCAGCAGGAAAGGAUCUGUCACAUUAAUUCCCAUCUUCUAGUUUUUUGAAUAUUGGUCCAGAACAGGCUGGAAUUCCACUCUUAGGGUCCCAGUAGUUAAGAGGGUCUUACACAGAUAUCACUGAAGGAUGGCAAACUUGGCCUUAUAUGUGAGUUCUGAUUCUUGGUGGGGCAGACUAAGAACAUAAGAACAUAAGAAGAGCCUGCUGGAUCAGGCCAGUGGCCCAUCUAGUCCAGCAUCCUGUUCUCACAGUGGCCAACCAGGUGCCUGGGGGAAGCCCGCAAGCAGGACCCGAGUGCAAGAACACUCUCCCCUCCUGAGGCUUCCGGCAACUGGUUUUCAGAAGCAUGCUGCCUCUGACUAGGGUGGCACAGCACAGCCAUCACGGCUAGUAGCCAUUGAUAGCCCUGUCCUCCAUGAAUUUGUCUAAUCUUCUUUUAAAGCCAUCCAAGCUGGUGGCCAUUACUGCAUCUUGUGGGAGCAAAUUCCAUAGUUUAACUAUGCGCUGAGUAAAGAAGUACUUCCUUUUGUGUGUCCUGAAUCUUCCAACAUUCAGCUUCUUUGAAUGUCCACGAGUUCUAGUAUUAUGAGAGAGGGAGAAGAACUUUUCUCUGUCCACUUUCUCAAUGCCAUGCAUAAUUUUAUACACUUCUAUCAUGUCUCCUCUGACCUGCCUCUUCUCCAAACUAAAAAGCCCCAAAUGCUGCAACCUUUCCUCGUAAGGGAGUCGCUCCAUCCCCUUGAUCAUUCUGGUUGCCCUUUUCUGAACCUUUUCCAACUCUAUAAUAUCCUUUUUGAGAUGAGGCGACCAGAACUGUACACAGUAUUCCAAAUGCGGCCGCACCAUAGAUUUAUACAACGGCAUUAUGAUAUCGGCUGUUUUA
Rhineura floridana is the source of this 4669-nucleotide messenger RNA. It is a transcript of the gene UBXN2A, whose product is annotated as UBX domain protein 2A. Bases 1082 to 1861 code for a protein of 259 amino acids. Gene Ontology annotation, cellular component: cytosol; nucleus. The record is from RefSeq and is a predicted model, not a curated record. Gene Ontology annotation, molecular function: ubiquitin binding. Gene Ontology annotation, biological process: autophagosome assembly; proteasome-mediated ubiquitin-dependent protein catabolic process; Golgi organization. The transcript has 8 exons. NCBI's taxonomy places the organism in Eukaryota, Metazoa, Chordata, Lepidosauria, Squamata, Rhineuridae.